Messenger RNA from Dunckerocampus dactyliophorus (ringed pipefish), 4112 nucleotides. RefSeq names its product ankyrin repeat and SOCS box containing 8 (gene asb8). Gene Ontology annotation, biological process: intracellular signal transduction. Lineage: Eukaryota; Metazoa; Chordata; Actinopteri; Syngnathiformes; Syngnathidae. The transcript has 3 exons. The record is from RefSeq and is a predicted model, not a curated record. The coding region runs from base 1528 to 2397 and encodes 289 amino acids. Gene Ontology annotation, molecular function: protein binding.
CACAGUUCCAGUCUGGAGAUCGGAAAGACAUGGAUUCGGUUCUCCCUUGGGCAUUUUCUGUUGCACGUUCUCCCCGUGCGUGGGUUUUUUCCGGGUAAUCCAGUUUCCUCCCAUAUUCCAAAAACAUGCAUGUUAGGUUAAUUCGUGACUCUAAAUUGUCCAUAGGUAUGAAUGUGAGUGUGAAUGGUUGAUUGUCUGUAUGUGCCCUGCGAUUGGCUGGCGACCAGUCCAGGGUGUACCCCGCCUGUCGCCCUAAAUCAGAUGGGAUUGGCUCCAGCAUACCCCCGCGACCCUAAUGAGGAGUAGUGGCAUAGAAAAUGGAUGGAUGGUAACAAUUGUCACAAACACCAGUUGAUUGAUUUCGCAGUGUUUCGUGUGAUAAAUUAGGUCAUUAGGCAUUAUGAACACUAUCACAAACACCAGCUGAUUGAUUUCGCACUGUAUCGUGUGAUAAAUUAGGUCAUUAGGCAUUAUUAGGCACAGAGUAUACAGUACAUGUAGGACAGGAGCGAUUCACGACGAAGACGGAAGGGGGCGUGGUCACGCGAUGACGUAUUUUUGUGUCAAACCGAGAAGCAAACGGUCAGAACUACAACCUGUCAACACCUCAAUUUGCACUCCACAAACGGUAAGUAUACACUUGAAGCCGUCGAAUCCUGGAUAUUCAAAGCAAAGGUCACUUCGAAGUUCGAUGAAAAGUGCUUAGAAUUGGUGUCAUUUGUGUUUUAUGUGCUAGUGUUCGCCGCAUCCCGAUGCUAGUUGCGUUAGCUUGUUAGCUAGCUAUCUUUUGGGUGUUGAGACAUGGGUUGUACAAUUGACAAAAAUGUUAGCUCGUCAGCUUUUGCGUUACAAUCCGGCGGCUCUUGGAAUUUGAUGUGGACAUGCCUCUUAAUGUAACUUGUGCAUCGUUUUGUUAAACAUGUUAUAUAUGUUUGCACGUUGUUGCCAAGCUAGCAAAGCCUAAUAUUAUUUACUAAUAUGAUACUGUAAUGUGUCAGUGGCACCUCUGUCAUAAUAAUCAAUAUAUUUUCAUCUUUCCUGGCCUUGUUGUAUUUCUACAUUAGAGCAAAUAAUAUACAUAAGAAAACUGAUCUCAUUCAUUGAGGCUGAUAGCAUGAGCAUUCUUUCCAAUGUCAUCAAGUUCAAAUGUAAUGCAGCGUGGAAUCUAAAAUAAUGUUAUUGUUGCUGAUGCUGCUGUUAUUUGCUGAACUAAUGUUAUUUGUCCUACUUUUUUCUUACUGUGUAAUAUCGACAAAGAGGCAUCAAUGUAUAAACCAUCAAGACACAAAAAUAAGAUGGUUUGUAUGUGUUUUUGGCCUUAAUGACACUAAUAACAGCUGCAGCAGAUAUCAGUAUUGAUGAUGGUUUAUCAUGCACCACCACACAUGUAGACUGUCGUCUUAGUAAAUGGUGGUAGAAUCAGUGUUUUAAAAAAAUAAAUUACAUUCAUGUGUUUUUCCUAACUAAUAUUUAUUGAACACUGUCACAGUGUCACCCGUGUAUGGGUGCCAUGGUCCUCAGUUACACAUGAGCUCUACUAUGUGGUACAUCAUGCAAAGCAUUCAAAGUAAAUACUCCUUGUCUGAGCGGCUCAUCCGCACCAUCGCAGCCAUCCGCUCGUUUCCGCAUGACAACGUGGAGGAUCUCAUCCGCAAGGGUGCUGAUGUAAACCGGAUGCAUGGCACACUGAAGCCCUUACACUGCGCCUGCAUGGUUGCUGAUGCUGACUGUGUGGAACUGCUGUUGGAGAAGGGAGCAGAGGUGAAUGCUCUGGAUGGCUAUAACCGCACUGCACUCCACUAUGCAGCAGAGAAAGAUGAGAGCUGUGUGGAGCUACUGUUAGAGUAUGGGGCUCAACCCAAUGCACUGGACGGCAACAAGGACACUCCACUUCACUGGGCCGCCUUCAAAGAUAACCCAGAGUGUGUAAGAGCGCUGCUCGACAGCGGGGCAUGCCCCAAUGCUCGGGACUACAACAACGACACACCUUUGAGUUGGGCUGCCAUGAAAGGCAACCUGGAAAGUGUGAAAGUGCUGUUAGACUACGGAGCCCAGGUGCAUGUGACCAACCUUAAGGGUCAGACCCCCAUUUCCCGACUUGUGGCCCUCUUGGCCCGGGGCCUGGGCACUGAACAAGAAGAGGAAUGUUUGGAACUGCUGUGUAGGGCGGCAGGCCACUUUGAGAUCCGAAGAGCUGACGGCACGCUUCCGAGGGAGCUGAGUAAGGAUCCCCAGCUGCUGGCGAGGCUCACCAACAUGGUGGCUCAGGCACCCACACUUCGCUCUCUGGCGCGCUGUGCUGUGCGGCAGAGUCUGGGGGUGCAGUUCCUCCCCACUGCUGUGAAGGAGCUUCCUUUACCAGAGACCAUCAAGGAAUAUCUCCUUCUGAGAGACUGAGCAGAGGCUAAUUAUUAUGAUUAGAUAGCAUUUGAUGGCAGAGGUUUUUGACACACUCUGACACUACUUUUCAUUACAUUAUGGCAUUAGAUGACACUUUGUGCAAAGUAACUUUUUAAUUAAAAAUGUCCCUAAUCUGGAAUCCUGCAGUUGCUUAGUUAGCAUCACAUGAGCACGCCAGCACCAGGACUUGAACAUAUUAUUGCAUACAACAUAUUCAAUGUAGGCACCUUUUAACUCCAUGCACCGAGAGAAUCCUGAAUACUUUACUUGGUGCACUUGAAACACCUUUCAUGGUUGCUUUCAGUGAACAAACCUGUGUGCGCUCAUCCAACACAUGCAUAAAGAGCCUAAAUGUAUUAUAUUUUGUCACCGUACACAAGUAAUAUCUUGGUUGUGCCAAAUGAAAAUGUGGUUUUAGCUGAAGAAUGAGUGCUUGUGGAUGUCUGAGAAAAAGUGAAGCCAGGGAUCAUCUAAUGUCAAUGUCUUUUACACUACAAAGGUCAAAAGAAAAAUGGCAAAUGAGAACAGUUUUGUUAUUUUCAAGCACCAAAUGUUGGGUUUGAGGCUUGAUAGCAUGACAACUUGCCUGCUGUUCUGUUUGUGUUACCUUGGGCUUCACCUUAAUUAAGCAAGGGUGCAGUUGCCAUAGAGGAAUGAAUGAGUUUAUUCCCCAUCAUUCACUUUAAACUCAGUUAAUUAUUUAAAAAUGAAUUCAUUUAAAUACAAGACAAAAACUGAGUUACUGAUAUUUUUAAUUUUCUAUCAGUAUGCUUUGUACCAUGUAUCUAAGUGUGUUUGUGUAAAAAACGUGCUUUGUGUUGUGCUGCAGAUGUAUAAACUAAUGCAUCUUGUUUACGCCUGCAAAAUUGCUUUUUUUGUCGCUUUUAUGAACGUAACGGCCUUCGUAAUCCAUGCAGUUCUUCCCUCCAUUCUCCAACUGGAUGCAACAAAUCAUAAAUAAUGAAACAAGUAUGUUGAAAGCCCAUCAGAGUUGUCUUCACUGGAAAAAAUGCACAAUGUAAAUUUUAUACCAUAGACACUUGCCUUCUACAGCUUGGGAACUUACACUUUUGGUCCUGGACAGGUGCUGACUAUUUUCCUGAAAUCAAUAAUUAGUUAUAUGGCGCAAAUAAGUGUACAUUGCUCUUACUAUAAUGCCCUAGAAUGGGUGGUAUACGCCAACAGCGGAACAGUCACAGUUGACCCUUAAAAAGCCACCCUAUUAACUUUUCACUUGCAGGACAUGUUUUGGUUCCCACAGAGGCUGAAGUGGUGACAAAACCAGUGUUGCCAAAACAACUUUGUGCAUUGUAUGUCAGCUUUUCUUCAUGCAUCUUGUGUGUUCCCAAACAGUUGUGAUUGGCAAUGACGGAAAUGUUUUAUGUUAUGUGAAUGUAACACUAUUUUCCUGCAAGAAAGGUGCACAUGGUGUACUUGGAAGCUCCAGGCCAAGAGCCUGUCCAUUAGCAGAUAACACGUCCUGCUCAUUUCCAGAGUGCUCCUUUUCCUCCUCUGGAUUACAUUUAUUUUAUUGAUGCAUAUUCAAUGUCAUUGCAGCACCUCUUUAAGAUAUGCCCAUGAAAUACUAGAAGCAAGAUUGUUUUUUGUUACUUAUUGCAGUAUUUUGCUUCUCUGAUAUUUAUUUUAUGUCUGCUUUAUAAAUAUAAUUGCAGCACGUCUUUACGAAAUGCCUAUAAAACACUAAAAGCAAU